AUGUCUUCAACACCCUCAACCAAGGACGAGAGGGUCUCUCCCGACAACGAGAACGACGCUGGCUCUCUUGGUGCGAUCUUUCCUGUUGGUGACGCUGGCCUCCAAGACGCGCCUGUUCGCACUGGUACAAAUGUCACCACACCCGGCUACCCGGCUAUCAUUACCGGCGAGGCUGCCACUGCUGGCACCGCUAUCACUUCCAUAUCUGGAGUCAGAAGUGUGCAGCCAACAAACCCACUGUCCUCGCUCGACGAUGAUUUGAGACAGAUUCACGCAGUGGAGAACUCCAUCCUCAUCAGCCCUGGCAAAGGCACGAUUGACCUCCCCAACGAGAUACUGUUCAAAGUCUUUUCUUAUAUCUCCGGUGGAAACAAGUGGCGCGAUAUCAACAAGACAAUGUGGGACUUCUCGUCCACUUCGGAACAGGACAUCAAAAACGCCCGGCUCUCUCACAGUCAAUUGAGCGUAAAUGCCUCAAGACACCUGAUUCGACAUGUCACGAUUGACUUGUCAGAGGCCUCCCUCGCCAAUUUUGAGAGUAUCAGCAAGCACCCAGACAUCUACCAUGGUGUGCAGGCCGUUGAGAUCUCCCUGGCGCAGUACGAUGAUGGCAUCGCCAAGAACCUCGAGCUAUUUGCCACCCACCACAUGAACAACCUCCCUCGCCUUGGUAGAAAUUCACAAGAGACAAGGUCCAAGGCUGCUUUCAUUUCUAACACUUGGGCCAAGUAUUUGCAGGCCCGAGUAACUCGAGACGACACCUUCCUGGACAACUUUGACCGCGAAGAAAUCGUCUAUAUUCAGGCUUUGGUGCAAGGAUACUAUCAAUACAAAGAUCGCUUGCAAGAGCAAAAGAACUUGCUUCAGGCCAGUGGCUCUGCUGACUUUAUUGUCAGAAUGACAGCCUCAAUGGCAACACUGCCAGCUGCCAAGCACCUUGAAUUUAGCACAAUGGCGCACCUAAGGAACCUGCGAUCCCUGAGAUUCGAACAUUACAAGCACUUGCCUACGAACCCAGAGCGGGACCAACAAGGUUUCCGAUCGUUGUCACGCUUUCUCGACGCGUGCUUGGAGUCCGAAAAGCUUGAGUGUCUCAUCAUCGACCCCAAAAUUACCUUUUCUCCGGAGGUGAGCCUAAUUAGCCCGCGUCCGUGGCCCAAAUUGAAGUACGCGGUGCUGAAGCGGCUCUCCCUCUCGGAUUCCGACCUCGAAACCUUGACCGCGUCGAUCGCGCGCCACCAAGGGGGGCUUCUGAUCAUGAAUUACGUGCGACUCUGCCGCGGCACGUGGGCCGGCGUCCUCGACAUGUUGCGCAGCAGACGGAUCCGCGUGAGCCUUGGCUACCAAGCCGGUGCGGAGUGCGACAUAAUGGCUGACUGGGGCAGCGAAAUAUUUGGAGUGAAGCAUGGUCUUGGGAACUUCGCUGAACAUUACGCCCGGGGCGAGGACAUGCCCAAUCCCAUUCUGAGCCCUCCGAGUGAGGAACUCGGCGAGAGGUUGUCCGGCAUUUCCACCAGCGAUCUGGGUGGUCCUGCGAUUGAGAACGGUGAGACUCUUGAAGACGAGUUUUAG
Diaporthe citri is the source of this 1572-nucleotide messenger RNA. RefSeq lists its product as uncharacterized. Bases 1 to 1572 code for a protein of 523 amino acids. The record is from RefSeq and is a predicted model, not a curated record. Lineage: Eukaryota; Fungi; Ascomycota; Sordariomycetes; Diaporthales; Diaporthaceae. The transcript has 5 exons.